Pseudomassariella vexata is the source of this 2412-nucleotide messenger RNA. RefSeq names its product elongation factor G 1 precursor. Bases 1 to 2412 code for a protein of 803 amino acids. Gene Ontology annotation, cellular component: mitochondrion. Gene Ontology annotation, molecular function: translation elongation factor activity; GTPase activity; GTP binding. The record is from RefSeq and is a predicted model, not a curated record. The transcript is spliced from 3 exons. Gene Ontology annotation, biological process: mitochondrial translational elongation. Lineage: Eukaryota; Fungi; Ascomycota; Sordariomycetes; Amphisphaeriales; Pseudomassariaceae.
AUGAGAGUUCAACGGGCUGUGGCUGCCCUCAAUAACGGCCGGAUUCUGUCCUCCAAGUGCAGUGGGCGCUUCAUGGGCAUCGUGUCCCAAAAAGCUUCAGGGCCCCCAACGACACAAUGGAGACAGGCGCCUCUGCAGAUAGAGGGCCGCAGAUAUUUCAAUGUCUCGCGGCCAAGGAGGGCAGCGCCAGUAAAUGCUGCUGCGGCUGCGAGCGCUGCCUUGAGGAAAGCUGCCGAGGACGCUGCCAACAUGACACCCGAAACUGUCUUUGCGAACAUGGACCCAGAAGAGAAACAUCGACUCUCAAGAGUGCGAAAUAUCGGAAUCGCUGCCCACAUUGAUAGCGGAAAAACGACGGUAACCGAACGAGUUCUGUUCUACACAGGCCGAAUCAAGGCAAUCCACGAGGUGCGAGGAAGAGAUGGUGCCGGCGCAAAGAUGGACUCCAUGGAGCUCGAACGAGAAAAGGGAAUCACUAUUCAGUCUGCUGCCACCUUCUGCGACUGGAAAAAGGUGGAGAAUGACAAGGAGGAGACGUAUCACGUCAACUUAAUCGACACGCCGGGACACAUUGAUUUCACGAUCGAAGUUGAGCGUGCUCUGCGAGUUUUGGAUGGUGCUGUCAUGAUUCUUUGUGCCGUCAGUGGUGUCCAGUCUCAGACCAUUACCGUGGACCGACAAAUGAAGCGAUACAACAUUCCCCGAAUCAGCUUCGUCAACAAGAUGGAUCGAAUGGGAGCCAACCCUUGGAAGGCGGUUGAGCAAAUCAACUCCAAAUUGAAGUUCCCAGCAGCCGCUAUCCAGGUCCCGAUCGGUGUCGAAGACCAGUUCAAAGGUGUUGUUGAUCUGAUUAACAUGAAGGCAAUCUACAGCGAAGGACCCAAGGGAACGAUCGUCAGAGUUACCGACAAGAUUCCUGAGGACCUGAAAGAUUUCGCCGAGGAAAAGCGUCAGGAACUGAUUGAGAAGUUGGCCGAUGUUGACGAUGAGAUUGCCGAGAUCUUCUUGGAUGAGCGAACGCCCACGCCUUUACAAAUCAAGAACGCGAUCCGACGAGCCACCGUUGCUCUCAAGUUCACACCCGUGAUGAUGGGAUCUGCCUUGGCCGACAAGUCUAUCCAACCCAUGCUUGACGCAGUGUGCGACUACCUCCCACAACCCGCCGAUGUCGAAAACUUGGCCUUGGAUCGAUCCAAGGGUGAAGCGCAGACGAAAUUGGUGCCAUACAAUUCUUUACCGUUCGUUGGCUUGGCUUUCAAGCUGGAAGAGAACAACUAUGGUCAACUUACAUACAUCCGAGUCUACCAAGGAACGUUGAGGAAGGGGACCUAUCUCUUCAACUCGCGAACCGACAAGAAAGUGCGAAUUCCGAGAAUCGUACGGAUGCACUCCAAUGAAAUGGAGGAUGUGUCUGAGGUCGGUGCUGGUGAGAUUUGCGCCGUGUUCGGGGUUGAGUGCGCGUCUGGUGAUACCUUCACAGAUGGAAACCUGCCAUACACCAUGACUUCCAUGUUCGUUCCGGACGCCGUCAUGUCGCUUUCCAUCAAGCCGAAGAGGAGUCAAGACGCCGACAACUUCUCAAAAGCCAUGAACCGUUUUCAGCGCGAAGAUCCGACAUUCCGGCUGUUCGUCGAUGAGGAAAGCGAAGAGACCAUCAUUUCGGGCAUGGGUGAACUGCAUCUCGAAAUUUACGUCGAGCGUCUACGCCGUGAAUAUAAGGUGGAAUGCAUCACAGGCCAACCGCGUGUCGCCUACCGUGAAACCAUCGCUCGGCGUGCCGACUUUGACUACCUUCUGCGCAGACAAACUGGUGGUCCGGGUGAUUUCGCGAAGGUCGGCGGCUGGAUCGAGCCAAACGAAGAUCCUGAAAGCAACUCGUUCGUUAACGCUGUUGUGGGUGGUUUGAUUCCCGACAAGUUCAUCUCAGCCUGUGGUAAAGGUUUCGAGAUUGCCUGCGAGAAGGGCCCGCUGCUAGGACACAAGGUCAUCGGUGCCAAGAUGGUGGUUAACGACGGUGCGACUCACGUUACUGACUCUUCCGAUUACGCUUUCAGCUUGGCUGCCCAGAUGGCCUUCCGCAAGGUCUUCGACGAGGCCGGUGGCGCCGUUCUCGAGCCGCUCAUGAAGACGACCAUCAUGGCGCCCAACGAGUUUCAGGGUAACAUUAUCAUGUUGAUGAACAAGCGCAGCGCGACUAUCAUCGAUACCGAGAUUGGUACUGAAGAAUUCACGCUAAUUGCCGACGUGAGCUUGAACUCGAUGUUUGGCUUUUCGAGUCAGUUGAGGGCUGCCACCCAAGGCAAGGGCGAGUUCAGCAUGGAAUUUAGUCAUUACGCCGCGGCGCCGCCACAUUUGCAAAAGGAACUUGUCGCCAAGUACCAGAAGGAGUUGGAAGCCAAAAGGUCAAAAUAA